UUUCUGCAGAUUUAGAAAUUAAAAAAAAACAAUCUUUUCCUUUUUCCUCUGGCCCUUUGCUCUGUUGUAGAGCCAAUAUCACCCACUUCCUCAAUAAUUUUACGGAAUUCGUUUCUACUAUAUAUAUACAAAGAACUCCACAAACGAUGUCUCCAGUUCGUAGAGUCAUGGCGAUAGCAACGAGCUCGGUGCCGGCGAAGAGCGGCUUGUCUCUGUGGUGUCCGACCACUCCGUCGCUCUCUCGCCGCCUUCCCGCCGGUUUCUCUCCGAUCGGAUCCAGAAAUGUCACCAGAGGCAUUAUCACUGCUUCCUUCGCUAACGAGAAUCGCGAGUUUGUGAUUGUAGGUGGAGGCAAUGCUGCAGGAUACGCUGCUAAGACUUUCGUUGAACAUGGAAUGGCUGAUGGUAGGCUCUGCAUUGUGACCAAAGAGGCCCAUGCACCUUAUGAGAGACCAGCUUUGACGAAAGCGUACUUGUUUCCCCCAGAAAAGAAGCCUGCUCGUUUACCAGGUUUUCAUACUUGCGUUGGAGGUGGCGGCGAAAGGCAGACCCCUGAAUGGUAUAAGGAGAAAGGGAUCGAGAUGAUAUAUGAAGAUCCAGUAACGGGAGUUGAUUAUGAAAAGCAAACCCUCACAACAAAUUCGGGUAAAGAGCUAAAAUAUGGCUCCCUCAUUAUUGCUACAGGAUGUACAGCCUCAAGGUUUCCUGAUCAAAUCGGCGGAAACUUGCCAGGUGUUCACUACAUUCGAGAUGUAGCAGAUGCUGACUCGCUGAUUUCAUCUCUGGGAAAAGCUAAGAAAAUUGUUGUCGUUGGUGGUGGCUACAUCGGUAUGGAGGUUGCUGCUGCAGCUGUUGCAUGGAAUCUUGAUACAACGAUUGUGUUCCCUGAAGAUCAUCUCUUACCAAGACUGUUCACUCCAUCACUUGCUCACAGAUAUGAACAGCUAUACCGUGAGAAUGGAGUUGAUUUUGUCAAGGGUGCUUCCAUAAAGAAUUUAGAAGCAGGUUCGGAUGGACGUGUAACAGCUGUUAGACUUGCUGAUGGAUCCACUAUCGAGGCAGACACAGUGGUGAUCGGAAUCGGAGCUAAGCCUACUGUCGGUCCCUUUGGAACCUUGGCUCUAAACAAAUCUCUUGGAGGAAUCCAGGUCGAUGGCUUGUUCAGGACAAGUAAUCCUGGGAUUUUUGCCAUAGGAGAUGUGGCAGCCUUCCCUUUGAAGAUAUACGAUCGGAUGGCCCGAUUUGAACAUGUGGAUCAUGCCCGUCGCUCUGCAAAACAUUGUGUUAACUCCCUGCUUACAGCACACACUGACACAUAUGAUUAUCUCCCGUAUUUCUACUCAAGAGUUUUCGAGUAUGAAGGUAGCCCCAGAAAAGUUUGGUGGCAAUUUUAUGGAGACAAUGUGGGAGAGACAGUUGAGGUCGGGAACUUCGAGCCAAAGAUCGCUACUUUCUGGAUAGAUUCUGGCAGGUUGAAAGGAGUUCUUGUAGAAAGCGGAACAGCCGAGGAGUUUCAGCUUCUGCCAGAGCUUGCAAGAAGGCAACCUCCCAUCGACAAGGCAAAGCUUGAGAGCGCUUCUUCGGUGGAAGAGGCUCUUGACAUUGCCCGUGACUCCCUUCAAUAAGCUUAAGCUUCCAUUUCCUCUUCAUCCAUGGAGGCAUCUUUGACGAAUAAUGUAGAUCGUUUUUCUAGAGCCGAACCCAAUGUACAUGCAUAGCCCGAAAUCCGGUGUAUGUAUGUACGUAUAUGGGUGCCGAUAUGGAUGAAUUGAUGUACUGAGAACGAGUUCUCUUCGUUUGAAAUCUGUUCCAAGUUGAGGAUUUGAGGACAAUGUUUGGUGGCCAAUACUCUGUUACUGCUUUGAUUUUAGCUGAAUUGCGGGUGUGAAGGUCAAAGUCUAA
Tarenaya hassleriana is the source of this 1902-nucleotide messenger RNA. Its product is annotated as monodehydroascorbate reductase 5, mitochondrial. The record is from RefSeq and is a predicted model, not a curated record. The transcript has 17 exons. Lineage: Eukaryota; Viridiplantae; Streptophyta; Magnoliopsida; Brassicales; Cleomaceae. The coding region runs from base 147 to 1625 and encodes 492 amino acids. Gene Ontology annotation, molecular function: flavin adenine dinucleotide binding; oxidoreductase activity, acting on NAD(P)H. Gene Ontology annotation, cellular component: cytoplasm.